AUGGUUGCUGAGCAGGAUAAGAAGGGUGCCGUUGCCGUUCCUGCAGAAACCCCUGCAGCUCCCGCUGUGACCCAGCCCACCACUGAGGCCACUGCAAAAGCUGCUCCUGAGACGCCUCUGACCAAGCUUAAUGGUCGCCUCGACGACAUCUGCGGCAAGGCGCAACACGGGGAGAUGUGGGGAGUUCAACUGUCCAACAUCGACCAUGUCCCUACCAUGGUUGUCCUCCAGAAAUUCCUGAGGGCCAACAACGAUGAUCCUGUCGCCGCUGAGAAGCAGCUUACUCAGGCUCUCGAGUGGCGCAAGAAGAUGAACCCUACUGCAUUGGUCACUCAGACCUUUGAUAAGGACAAGUUCAACGAUCUAGGCUUUGUCACAGUGCACAAUGGCGAGAACGACAAGGAGACCGUCAUUACGUGGAACAUUUACGGUGCUGUCAAAAACAACAAGGUUACUUUUGGAAACGUCGAGGAAUUUAUCAAGUGGCGCGCUGCCAUCAUGGAGCUCAGUGUCCAGAAGCUUAAACUGGACGAGGUCACGGAGCCCAUCCCUGAGGGAGGCGAGGAUCCUUAUCGAAUGAUUCAAGUUCAUGACUACCUUAAUGUCAGCUUUUUCCGCAUGGAUCCCGCCGUGAAGGCUGCUAGCAAGGAGACAAUCUCCGUCUUCUCCAUGGCGUACCCAGAGCUGCUCGCCCAUAAGUACUUUGUCAACGUUCCUGCCAUUAUGGGAUGGAUGUUCGGCGCCAUGAAGCUCUUCCUUGCCCCUGCCACCCUUCGGAAAUUCCACCCAAUGACCUCUGGCACCACUCUAGCUACAGAACUGAAGACAAUUGUUCCUUCUUUGCCUAAAGAGUACGGCGGCCUUGGGCCCAGUGUCAAGGAGGGCCAAACCGUUUUGCUAGCUGAUACCCAUGAGGCUAGCGAGACCUCCACCAAAUCUGCUGCGGCCGAGCCUGCUCCCAUUGCCACUCACUCCACCAGUGCCGCCGGUGAGGCUCCCAUCAUCACUGAAACUACUCCCGCUACAGAAAACAUCAUAGUUGCCGAGCCAGUGGUACCUUGUGAGCCGACUGCCUCUUCAUCAGCUCCUACUACUGUGGAGGCCAUUCCUGCACCAGUUCCCGCCCCUGUUGAGGCUGCCAAGGAAGAGACUGCAGGAAAGGCUGUUGAGCAAGCUGGUGAGAAGCCUAUUGAGGAAGCUCUCGAGAAGCUUGCAGUCAACCCAAAUGAAGAGGCUGGGGAAAAGGGGGCUCAUACCGCUGCCACCCAGGUCGAGGACAAGAAGGAGAGCAGUGCUUGA
This is a messenger RNA of Fusarium coffeatum, 1299 nucleotides long. RefSeq lists its product as uncharacterized. NCBI's taxonomy places the organism in Eukaryota, Fungi, Ascomycota, Sordariomycetes, Hypocreales, Nectriaceae. Gene Ontology annotation, cellular component: plasma membrane; cytosol; cortical endoplasmic reticulum. The coding region runs from base 1 to 1299 and encodes 432 amino acids. Gene Ontology annotation, biological process: regulation of exocytosis; Golgi to plasma membrane protein transport. Gene Ontology annotation, molecular function: phosphatidylinositol transfer activity. The record is from RefSeq and is a predicted model, not a curated record. The transcript is spliced from 2 exons.